Messenger RNA from Cuscuta epithymum, 1060 nucleotides. Lineage: Eukaryota; Viridiplantae; Streptophyta; Magnoliopsida; Solanales; Convolvulaceae. The record is from the annotation of a GenBank genome assembly.
CCCCGACCGGCCUCUAUCAUAACCUUGAAUUCCAAUGAAGAAAAUUGAUCCCAUCCUUCACUUUAUUACUUACUUAGCUAUUGGAAGCAUCAUAUUUUCUCUGGUACAUGAAAUUGGCCGUGGAAAUUAAUUAAAAGAACUGAAUGAAGUUCCCUUUCCUGUCCAAAAGCUCCGUCCGGUGGCGGCCAUGUCCGAGCUGCGCCAUGAGCGGCCGUGUAAAGACCUUAUCUUUCCGGGAAGAUAAGGCGGACGUCGUCAAGAUUCUCAAUUCAGCAUAUCGGGUUGAGGUCGAUGACGAUUCUUGCUCGAUCGUCUUCAGUGAUAAUGAUGACCGGUACCGGUGCCCACCAACGGUAAUGAAGGCGGCGGCGGCGGUUUCCACCGGAUUCCCGCCGGAGGUCUUUGAUGGAGACGAUGACGGCGGCGGGGAUGAGGAGAUGAUCAAAGGGUUGUUGAGAUCGGAGAGGCUGUUCUUCAAUCCGGAAGAAACGACGAGCUCCAUUCUCGCCGGCGGCGACUAUUCCGAUUCAUCAAGAAAUCACACGACUGAGGAUCCGCUGGAGGAAAGCGUGGCAAUGGCGAUGCAAUCGGUGGACCCGUUCGAGGAUUUCAAGAGAUCAAUGGAGGAGAUGGUGGAAGCUCAUCAUCAUCAUCACAGUAAUGGCGCCGGCGGCGGGGUCAAUGAUGAUUGGGCGUUUCUUGAGGAGCUUCUGGUUUCGUAUUUGAGGAUUAACGGGAAAAGCACCCACGGUUAUAUUGUCGCCGCCUUCGUUGACUUGCUGGUCGGGCUUUCUUUGGACGAAGUUGCCGGCGGUCGCGGCGGCGGCCGCGGCAGCUGCUCGUCUUCAACGUCUUUCAACUACCCUGAGCAGUGUUGUUUGAUGUCAUCAACUUCUUUUGCGUCUCGUUUGUCUUCUAUUAGUUUCUCAACCACUUGUCUUUCAACUUCAUCUUUUUCACUUGUAGGCUAGAUUCAAUUUCAUUAUUAUGUACUUAAUUUUUAUUGAAGUAUUAUUAUUAUGUACUUAAUUAGUAUAUUGGUAUAGUGAUUAACUGAUUA